GGCAUUUACAUGGGCAACUCAUCCUCUGGAGGGGUCCUUGAAGUUGAGUUUCCCUGGCAACUGUUGACAGCGGCCGCAGUCCUCGAGACCUCUCAUAUAACUGUGAUGGUCCUCAGCUUCUUUGCAUUCACACGCCGACCUCCUGAUUGACCCAUGUCCCGUCCUGCCCCAUCUCCAGUUUAUACUCUGAGAGGGGCCAGCGCUCCUCUGAACAGCCUCCACUUUAGAUGUCCUGGAGGGGAAACCCCCUUGCUGUUUUCUGGGUCAGCAAAAGGCACCAUUCACAUCUGGAACCUGAACAGCAGGAGGGCGGAGCGGGUAGUAGAGGGUCAUAGUGGUCAGUCGAUCCUGUGGCUCAGCACACUGCGAUCCGGAGAUGCUCUCAUCAGUCAGGGACGUGACAUGCAGAUCUGCCUGUGGGACCUGAAAGAAGGCCGCAGUGAGGCGGUGGACUCUGUGUGGACGGGCAGCGUUGGAUUCUGUCAAUGUUCACUGCUGGAAACCAGCCCGUCAAACUACCUGCUGGCCUUUGCUGGCCAGGAGACUGAAGAGAUCCAGAUCACUGAGAUGCCCAGUAAGAAGCCAGUCUGCACACUGAUGCCAGACACUAAGCUGGGGAUGGUCAUGUGCCUGCAGCUGUGGAAGCCAGAUUCAGGUCUUGGACCUCUCCUGUUUGCUGGAUAUGAGGAUGGUUCAAUGUUGCUAUGGGACGUAACCCAAAGGUCCGAACUGAGCCGUGUCAAAGCCCACCCCGAGCCCGUCAUGUGCCUGACCUUUGACCCCAGGCUUCGGAGGGGCGUAUCAGGCUCCUGUGAGAAGAAGCUCUCGUCGUGGAUGGUGGACAGCCAGAACAACAUACAGCUGCAGGACAGCGUGGUGCUGGUCAACCCUGGCGUUUCUCAGCUCCGCAUCAGGGAUGAUGGCCGGCUGCUGGCAUCCGCAGGCUGGGACCACCGGGUGAGAGUAUUCGGCUGGAAGAAGCUGCGACCACUGGCUGUCCUUCAGUACCACACAGACAUGGUGCUUAGCGUGGCCUUCUCUGAUCAUCAGGACCCCAGGCAGAGACUGCUGGCUGCUGGAUCCAAGGACCAGCGCAUCAGCCUGUGGUCCAUUUACAACGAGACGGCUGACAAAGCUCUGCAAGGAUCUACAGACUGAAAUCAAAACAUCAUCUCAUCUGUUUCAUAGCGAGCUAGUUUGACUCACCGCUUUACAAUAAGGCUCCCCUUAUGUUAUUAAUUAAAUACUUUAUACCUCACUCAUAAGUGUUUAUUAAGGGUGCAGAGCAGACAAAACUGACCAAUGUGAACCUAAGCUGUUCAGCCAUAUAUUUAAUGUAGUUUUAUGUAUAUUUAACAUUUUAAAAUAAGUUACCACCUUCUAAAUAAAAUAAACAUUUUAAAAACAUAAAUUUUGAAUGCAUUAUAUGUUAAGAGCAUAAUAAACACUUAUCAGUUGUAAAGUGUUCUCAUAUUAUUUAAUAACAUAUUUAUAAACUAUUUAUUAGCCAUCUAAAAGAAGAGCCUUAUUGUAAAGCAGUAUAUAAACAAGUAAUUAUUGGCAGGUAUCAGAUUUGCAUUUUAUAGAAACUGGUUUCAAAUUUACAAAACAAAACUUUAUUUUGUUUUUCAAACAGUUUUACAUGUUUGGGCAUGUUUCAGCAACAAAAAUGUCUACAUUGUUGGACAAUUAUUUACAUUUUUAUGGCUUUACUAAAUAUUUUGAGUUAUAAAAUGUGGUUGUUUUCUAAGAUGUUGUCACGUCAUACUCUUAUUUUGCUGGAUUAACUAGUUGGGCUAUUUGCUGCUGGUCGGCCUGUGAUCUACUGACACCCUAAUGAAAAUGAUGAGUGGCUUCCUUUUUUGCAAUCAUAUCUGUCCAUGUUGUUGUUAUUGUUGAAAUUUUCUUUUAACCUUAUUUCAGUUCUCUGACUCAGAUGUUAAGGAGUAGUGCUGUUAGUAAAGCUGCAGCUGCACCGGUCAGAAAUGUAGAGAUCAGGAUUGGAUCAUUCUUCUUUUCUGUUUGGUAAUAAACGGAACAAAGACUAAAACAUUUCAUUAAAAAAAUCUAAAUUAAUGCAUCAAAACAAAAGGUUCAUCAUAUUUUUGAAAGAAAUAAAAUUUCAUGUGUAAAUGAC
Cyprinodon tularosa is the source of this 2137-nucleotide messenger RNA. RefSeq names its product guanine nucleotide binding protein (G protein), beta polypeptide 1-like (gene gnb1l). The coding region runs from base 154 to 1158 and encodes 334 amino acids. The record is from RefSeq and is a predicted model, not a curated record. The transcript is spliced from 7 exons. Lineage: Eukaryota; Metazoa; Chordata; Actinopteri; Cyprinodontiformes; Cyprinodontidae. Gene Ontology annotation, molecular function: protein binding.